Messenger RNA from Nicotiana tabacum (common tobacco), 3021 nucleotides. NCBI's taxonomy places the organism in Eukaryota, Viridiplantae, Streptophyta, Magnoliopsida, Solanales, Solanaceae. The record is from RefSeq and is a predicted model, not a curated record.
AUCUUUGCUUUAUUGCAGGCAGGAAAUUCGUACUGCUACAAGCUCCAUGACAUCGGUCCCAAAACCACUAAAGUUCUUGCGUCCUCAUUAUGGAACACUAAAGGAAUUUUAUGAGAAAAUGCCGGAUUCUGAUAUGAAGAAACUUCUGGCAGAUAUACUGUCUGUUCUGGCUUUGACUAUGUCUGCUGAAGGAGAAAGGGAGAGCUUGAAGUAUAGACUGUUGGGAUCUGAAGGUGACAUUGGUUCCUGGGGACAUGAAUAUGUUAGGAACUUGGCGGGAGAAAUUGGACAAGAGUAUGCAAAACGGCAGAGUGAAGAGGCCCCAAUUGACGAUCUUAUGGAGCUUGUGCAACAAAUAGUUUCUUUCAACAUGAAGCAUAAUGCCGAACCUGAUGCUGUGGAUCUAUUAAUCGAGGUUGAAGACCUUGAUCUCUUGGUGGAGCAUGUGGAUAGCAGCAACUGUAAAAGGACAUGUGCCUACCUCACCAGUUUUGCAAAAUACCUUCCUGGACCUGAUGACAUGUUGGUUCUUGAUAUUGCAUACACUAUAUACAUGAAAUUUGAGGAGUAUCCUCUAGCACUUGUGACUGCAUUAGCCCUAGACAACAUGCAGUCUAUAAAGCAAGUUUUUACGUCAUGUGAUGAUCUUCUACGGAAGAAGCAGUUCUGUUACAUCCUUGCUCGCCAUGGUCAAACGUUUGACCUUGAUAAAGAGAUGUGUGCGGGUGAUGAAGAGAGAGAAGGAUUGCAGGAAAUUAUUAACAAUACGAAAUUAAGUGAAGGCUAUCUUGCACUUGCUCGUGAUAUUGAGGUCAUGGAACCCAAAACCCCUGAUGACAUAUACAAGCCACAUUUGCUUGAUGGCCGAGCUAGUGCGGGAGCAAGUGUCGAUUCGGCUAGACAAAAUUUGGCUGCUACAUUUGUCAAUGCAUUUGUUAAUGCUGGCUUUGGUCAGGAUAAGUUGAUGACGGUACCAUCAGAGGCCACAAGUGGUGGUUCCUCUACCAGCUGGCUUUUCAAAAAUAAAGAACAUGGCAAGGCUAGUGCUGCAGCAAGUCUGGGAAUGAUCCUGCUUUGGGAUGUUGAUUCUGGGCUUGCACAACUUGAUAAGUAUUUCCAUAGUACUGAUACCCAUGUCAUUGCUGGUGCACUAUUAGGAGUUGGAAUUGUAAACUGUGGCAUCAAGAAUGAUUGUGAUCCAGCAUUGGCACUUCUUGCUGAAUAUGUAGACAAAGAUGAUCCUUCAAUUAGAAUAGGUGCUAUAAUGGGCCUGGGUCUUGCUUAUGCAGGUGCUCAGAAUGAGCAGAUCAGAAGUAUAUUGACUCCCAUACUUGGAGAUAAUAAGGCGUCCCUUGAUGUCAUUGCAUUUGCUGCAAUAUCAUUGGGCUUGGUGUACGUGGGUUCAUGUAAUGAAGAGAUUGCUCAGGCAAUCAUAUUUGCAUUGAUGGAGCGAAGUGAGUCCGAAUUGGGAGAGCCCCUUGCCCGUCUCUUGCCUCUGGGUCUUGGUCUUUUAUACCUUGGGAAGCAGGAAAGCGUCGAAGCUACAGCUGAAGUUUCGAAAACUUUCCAUGAGAAGAUCAGAAAGCAUUGUGAUAUGACCCUGCUUUCUUGUGCCUAUGCUGGGACAGGCAACGUACUCAAGGUCCAACACUUUCUUGGUCAAUGUGCCCAACAUCUUGAAAAGGGUGAAACCUAUCAGGGACCAGCUGUCCUUGGUAUUGCAAUGGUAGCAAUGUCUGAAGAAUUGGGGCUUGAAAUGACAAUACGCUCCCUAGAACAUCUUUUGCAGUAUGGAGAACAAAAUAUUAGAAGAGCAGUUCCAUUGGCUCUUGCCCUCCUCUGCAUAUCAAAUCCAAAGGUCAAUGUCAUGGACACACUGAGCAGGCUUAGUCAUGAUUCAGACACUGAAGUAGCAAUGGCUGCUGUCAUUUCAUUGGGAUUGAUAGGUGCCGGAACAAACAAUGCUCGAAUAGCUGGCAUGCUUCGUAACCUGUCCAGUUACUAUUACAAAGAAGCCAACCUUCUUUUCUGUGUGCGGAUCGCCCAAGGUCUUGUCCAUUUGGGAAAGGGCUUGAUAACUCUUUCACCAUAUCACUCUGAACGAUUUUUGUUAUCUCCGACUGCACUGGCUGGACUCGUAACACUGCUGCAUGUAUGUCUUGAUAUGAAGGCCAUUAUUUUGGGGAAAUACCACUAUGUGCUUUAUNGCCGGCCUUUUGUUUUCUUUUUAAUCAGUCAUACGUUUGCUGCUUCUUUGCAGCCAAGGAUGCUGAUGACUGUGGAUGAGAAUUUGAAACCCUUGUCAGUGCCUGUCCGAGUUGGUCAAGCUGUUGAUGUUAUUGGUCAGGCUGGACGACCGAAGACGAUUACGGGUUUCCAGACACACUCAACCCCAGUUCUCCUUGCUGCUGGGGAUCGAGCUGAGCUUGCUACAGAAAAGUACAUUCCAAUCUCGCCCAUUCUUGAAGGCUUUGUCAUCUUGAAGGAGAAUCCCGAGUAUAGGGAUGACCACUAGUCAUGGUACGAAAUGAGUUCACUAGAAGAUUUAAUUGGGCCAGUAUACUUGUCCGUGAGAUGAAUGUCUGGGGACGAUGACGAAGACAAAGACCCAUUUAUUUAGCUCAGGUUGCCUGCUUCAAGAUUAGUCCAUGUGCUGAGUUCAUCGUGGCUAACGAGGUUACCAGAUCUACCUUUACAUAGAAAUGUUCGAAAGAAGAGAAUUGAGUACUGGAUUGUUGCAAGAUUCUAAUUUGUACUCCCUUUUUAGUCUAAAAGGAAAGCAAAAUGACUCCUCUCGGAUAAUCACGGGCUUUUAGAGGUAUAACAUUGGCCAAAUCUUACUAUAUGAAGGAGCUUAGCUAGCGCAAGAAAAUGUUUUUUACUAGUAGCAUAUUUGUACCUGUUAUAUCCUGCCCUCUUGUCCCAUUGUUUUUAACAGCCGCUGGUCACCGAAAUUGAAGUGCAGAUCCUAUACUUUGCUUUCGAUAUAAUUUUCUUUGGCACAUACCUCCUCUUAUUUCA